CAGGCGCCGCUAGGAGAGCAGAUUAUGAAGCGGCGCUCCAGCAGCGGCAGUCUCCUCUCAUUGUCUCAAUGGCUGCACACGCAUUCCUCCUGUGCUCCAUCGCCUUGCUGUCUGAGCUCAGCCAGCCUGCUCUCGCUUUCUCCGAGGAAGAGCUGCAGCCAGGACUCACCUACGAUGAAGUGCCUGAACUCUUGGACAGAAGCAAAGAAAACCCCAACCACGCGACAAGAGUCACAUCAAGUCAGGAUGGCGAGUUCGGCUUAGAAAGUGAAGAGGUUACUUUGACGCCUGAAGAUGAAAACCCACUCUUGAGAAUACUGCAGCCUUUCAAGUGGCCUCAUGCAGAACUGUCUCACAGUAAGAGAAAACUGCUCCAGUCGCUGAUGGGACCUUAUGGCCCCCUGAGUGUGUCCUACAAUGGGAAGACGUGCAUUCUGUUCAAGGCAAAGCGGCUGGCAAUCCGCUACAGGAACCACACCUUCAUUGAUCUAACUGAGAGAGUGUUCAAUUCCAACGCACCAGUGGACACCAAAGGAUCUAUUUGCACCAAGGAAAAGGCCACGCUUUCAUUAAAGUUUGGUGAUGUGGAGGACUUGCGAGGUCUAGUAAUCAGGCUUCAGAUGUCGAACACCUUCUACGAAGCAGCGGGUCAAAACUGGUUCACCCUCGACAGCGUGCACAUCCACUACAACUGGACGCAGGAGGCCACAUUCAACGCCAGUGAGGUCUACGCUCCUGCUACGUCGUCCUACCACUGCCAGCACGUCAGCAGUCUGCACAAAUAUGACACACUGCUGGUGCCCAGCUCACACACUGACACGUCUGCCAACUGGCACAUUACCUUCACUGAUUUCCAGAUUCAAGCAUUCAACGUGCAGUCGGACAAAUUCGCAUCAGCCAGUGACUGCGCCACGUUCCUGACACCGGCCAUCCUCAUGGGCUUGGUGACUUCUCUGAUCCUUCUCCUGGUCUUAGCCUAUGCCCUACAUAUGGUGGUUCACCUCAAGCACAUCGACCGCUACGAGGAACACAAGGCCACCGUCUACUUUCCCCGGAGUCCAGAGGCUGAGUUGCCGGACAAGAACAGCCUGUGAGGGAAAAGGACAAGUACAGGAGGAGGGACAGAGGAGAGCAUUGCUGAGGAGGCAGAGAACAAGUCAUGGAAAAAGUAUCCUCCACAGAAUACUUCUAAAACAAAAUGCCUGUUCACAUGAAAACCGUGUAAAUCACUUAAGUAAAUGCAGGAUACGUUUUCCUUCUUUCCUCA
Nerophis lumbriciformis (worm pipefish) is the source of this 1267-nucleotide messenger RNA. RefSeq names its product ATPase H+ transporting accessory protein 1 like b (gene atp6ap1lb). The record is from RefSeq and is a predicted model, not a curated record. Lineage: Eukaryota; Metazoa; Chordata; Actinopteri; Syngnathiformes; Syngnathidae. Gene Ontology annotation, cellular component: proton-transporting V-type ATPase complex. Gene Ontology annotation, molecular function: ATPase activator activity.